This is a messenger RNA of Penicillium soppii, 972 nucleotides long. RefSeq names its product aromatic alcohol reductase. The record is from RefSeq and is a predicted model, not a curated record. The transcript has a single exon. The coding region runs from base 1 to 972 and encodes 323 amino acids. Gene Ontology annotation, molecular function: oxidoreductase activity. NCBI's taxonomy places the organism in Eukaryota, Fungi, Ascomycota, Eurotiomycetes, Eurotiales, Aspergillaceae.
AUGCGCGUCGCAAUCGCUGGUGGCACUAGUCGGACACUAGGCUACUCGAUCGUCUCGGCUCUACUCGCCACACAAGGUCGAUAUACCCCGGUUAUCCUUUCCAGGGAAGCAUCGAUUACCAAAAAGCACAGCCAUGGUGAACACGAAGUUGAAGUACGAUACGUGGACUAUCAUUCACAUACCUCUUUGAUCGCUGCCUUAAAUGAUGUAGAUACAGUCAUCAGUGUUUUGCUCAUACCCGGCCCCGAGUGGGUAACCGUUCAGUUAAACCUGCUAUACGCAGCGGAGGCUGCCGGCUGCCAGCGCUUUGCUCCAUCUGAAUUUGCUUUCACUUCUUCAGCCAACACAAUGGUCGACGUACUUGAUGCCAAGAACGUUGUCUGGGAAGCUGUGCAAACAUUAGUGGAUGAACAUCGGAUUGAUGCUGCUCGCUUUCCAUGCGGAAUGUUUAUGAACUACCUUGGGAUGGGAUGUCCCGAUAGCGGUAGACGUGAAGAGGCCUUGGCUGGGUUCGAAGAAGGGCCGUUUCUAUUUCAUUUGGAAAAUAAUGAGUCACCUUGGAUUGAAGUCCCUCUCCGUUCUGACAAAAGCUUUCCGAGUCUUACAAUGACUGAUAUUCAUGAUAUUGGGCGUUUUAUUGUAGCCGCUUUGGACAUUACUGAACCAUGGGCUGGUCGAGAGCUAGGAAUGGCAGGUGAUACUUUGAGCUUCAAAGAUCUGAUAACCAUUUGCCAACGAUAUGUCCAGCGGCCAAUAGAUGUUCGAGCUCUUACGGAGUCUCAACUUCAGGCACGGCUAUCAACGCUUGCGCCAAACAAAAUUAUUCCCCGAAUGGAAUGUCAAUUGGCCAUCGUCUGCGCCAGGAACAGUUCUGUGGUGCCGCCCAUACUCAAUCAUUCAUGUUCAGUAAAAGCUACAACCGUGGAAGAUUACAUGCAGCGUUAUUGGGGACUCAAGAGUUUUCAGAGCUGA